AUGAAGGUUCUCGCUGAAUCGAUGACUCUUCCCUUCAUAUCGGACGGUAUAUUGGUGGAGAUAAUGAAGGUUCUCGCUGAAGCCGAAGUGUCGUACCUUUCUCCAUUUUUUCGUGCCGGCAAGCGCACCUGGAACAUCGCAGGGACGGCGGAGGUGCUUCUGAAAUGUAACUUCACACAUUUAAUCUAUGAAAACCACGAGGACAUCAUGCCGGGUGGGAGAGCUAGACGUUUAUUCCAAAGGUGUUGCGAAGUCGGUAAUUUGGAAGCCGUGUACUUCGAAGGACUACGCCUCGCCAUCCACUCAGUUGAUAUAAAUCUUGGGAUAGAGAUGUUGGUCCGUAACGACAAAGGACAUGGUAAGUCGACCCUCGCAGCUGCAUUUUUCGCAAUCUGUUCUGGAGAUCGGGAACAGGCUAGCGUAUUGUUUAAGAGUUUUUCGGCGAACCACGGCGGUCUUGUUUCAGAGAAGGCCAGAUUUCUCGGAAAUGAGAUAAAGUGGGACAUAGUCAUGCUGAAUCCACCUGGACUCGAUACUUAUAUGGAGACGUUUUCGUAUCCCGAUGACGAUGUAGUUUACCUCCCGGAGUGCGCGGAUGACCAUGUCUUCCCUCACGAAUGCCACUUAUGUUACAUGUAUUCGUGCGCACUAGAAGUUUGUGGUAUGUUGUAA
This is a messenger RNA of Microthlaspi erraticum, 672 nucleotides long. NCBI's taxonomy places the organism in Eukaryota, Viridiplantae, Streptophyta, Magnoliopsida, Brassicales, Brassicaceae. The record is from the annotation of a GenBank genome assembly.